AUGGGGCUACCUGGCAUGGCUGCUGAUUUUGAUGUUGUUGGGAUGAAAGAGAUUUCUUUUGUUGCCCUAAUUGAAGUGGAACACAGGAGUAUUGUUGUAGAGGUGGUUGACUCUGAACUUGAGAUUACUGGUAGGUUUGGGAGUGGAAUUGUCUUUGCUGAAAAGCACGUUGUUGUUGUUGUUGCUGUUGCUGUUGCUGGGUUGUCACAGCUUGGACGAUCUGUAAACCAGCAGAGGCUGUCACAUGAUUUGUCCUUGCUGCUGAAGUGGCACUUUUUGGUCUUUGGACUGCUCAAGUGGCGCAGCGUGUUUUCUCUUUUUGCUAGAGCACUCGGGAUUGUUGAAGCGAUGGGGCUACCUGGCAUGGCUGCUGAUUUUGAUGUUGUUGGGAUGAAAGAGAUUUCUUUUGUUGCCCUAAUUGAAGUGGAACACAGGAGUAUUGUUGUAGAGGUGGUUGACUCUGAACUUGAGAUUACUGGUAGGUUUGGGAGUGGAAUUGUCUUUGCUGAAAAGCACGUUGUUGUUGUUGUUGCUGUUGCUGUUGCUGGGUUGUCACAGCUUGGACGAUGUUCCAUCUCCCCUUACAUCCCCUUUGGUUGCCUUGAAGUUAUUAGGGAACAAAGAGGGCCUGAAUGCUAG
Molecule: messenger RNA, 639 nt
Organism: Ilex paraguariensis (yerba mate)
Lineage: Eukaryota; Viridiplantae; Streptophyta; Magnoliopsida; Aquifoliales; Aquifoliaceae
Source: the annotation of a GenBank genome assembly